GCCCAAGGCCCAAAAGGCCCCUUCCAGGUUGCUUCCAGGUUCUUGAACCCUCAACUCGAUACCCUGGGCCACUCCCGGUGGCUCAGGCUCUGGUCCCUGACCCGUCGCCAGGAUGCCAAAUGCACCGGCGAUACAGAGUUGCAGUCCCGCCGCCUUCCUUGCCUCGCCAGGCUUACCUCACUCGUCACUUUUACAACUCUGGCCUCGCCCCUCAUCAACAAUCAACAGCCUUCCCCACAAGUCAACAAUACGCUUUUGGCCAAGUCUCGUGAUACCCAGCGGACGGCAACCCCUGGGAGACUCCUUGAGUCUCUGCUCACUUUCUCACAAUGUGAACUACCAAGACAGACUCUUGUCAUCGACUUUAACACGCAGCUCGGCUCGUCUCAGGACGUCAGCGCUUACCUACCGAGCGGAUCUUACUUGGUCUUGUUAUGCAUCGAUACUACUACGCACCUCCCUCAACAAGAGACGGUACGACUUUGCGGCGUGUCCUGA
Messenger RNA from Colletotrichum tamarilloi, 498 nucleotides. RefSeq lists its product as uncharacterized. The transcript is spliced from 4 exons. The annotation marks the transcript as partial. The record is from RefSeq and is a predicted model, not a curated record. Lineage: Eukaryota; Fungi; Ascomycota; Sordariomycetes; Glomerellales; Glomerellaceae.